Molecule: messenger RNA, 2982 nt
Organism: Penicillium crustosum
Lineage: Eukaryota; Fungi; Ascomycota; Eurotiomycetes; Eurotiales; Aspergillaceae
Exons: 3
Coding region: 1-2982 (993 amino acids)
Source: RefSeq, a predicted model, not a curated record
AUGAAGGACGCAGUCGCUUGGUUAUCGCUGCUGGCGACAACUUUCGCUUUGGUGACAUCAAGUCAUAGUAGUUUAAUCAACAGAUCCCCCGCGCUGUCGGCAGAACAAGAGGAUGGAUUGACUGUCACAGUGGGAAUUGGCGUUACACUUUGGCUCGGUGAUGGCGAUUCUUGCGCCGCUGAAACUAUCACCGACGCUUCUACGCAGACUGGAAAUAGCUCUCCAGGCGCCACUGCAAUUACUAUCACCGAGGCUACUACCAAGACUAUUAGUGGUUGUCGAAAUGCCCCUGCCAUAAGUGCUUCCGCUGAUGUUGGCAUUGGACCGCUCAAUCUUGCUGCACAAGCCGCCAUAGCACUGCCCGCAAAUGAAGCUAUAAAAACACUCACGGAUUACACAACCGAGAUUUUUACCAUCACAUCGUGUACAUGCACAGAUGACUUGACUAGCACGCCAACUACCUCAAGCGUGCCUGUAACAACUACCUCGAGCGAAUCUGUGACGACUACCUGCAGCGAGUCUGUGACAACUACCUCGAGCGUGUCUGUCACAACCACUUCGAGCAAGCCUAUCACCACUACCUCGAGUGAGCCUAUCACUACUACCUCGAGUAAGCCUAUCACUACUACCUCGAGUGAGCCUAUCACUACUACCUCGAGUGAGCCUAUCACGACCACCUCGAGCGUGUCUGUCACUACCACCUCGAGUGAGCCUAUCACGACCACCUCGAGCGUGUCUGUCACUACCACCUCGAGUGAGCCUAUCACGACCACCUCGAGCGUGUCUGUCACAACCACUUCAAGCAAGCCCAUCACCACUACCUCGAGUGAGCCUAUCACGACCACCUCGAGCGUGUCUGUCACUACCACCUCGAGUGAGCCUAUUACGACCACUUCGAGCGUGUCUGUCACUACCACCUCGAGUGAGCCUAUCACGACCACUUCGAGCGUGUCUGUCACCAUCACCUCGAGUGUGUCUGUCACGACUACUUCGAGUGAGCCUAUUACGACCACUUCGAGCGUGUCUGUCACUACCACCUCGAGUGAGCCUAUCACGACCACUUCGAGCGUGUCUGUCACGACUACUUCGAGUGAGCCUAUUACGACCACUUCGAGCGUGUCUGUCACUACCACCUCGAGUGAGCCUAUUACGACCACUUCGAGCGUGUCUGUCACGACUACUUUAAGUGAGCCUAUCACCACUACCUCGAGCGAACCGGUGACAAGCACCUCAACGACAUGGACGACUAUCAUGACAACCAGGACCACUUCCAACUCUGUAAGUGUUACCACUAUUCCAGUAUCGACAACAUCGGUGACUACUUCCGGUGGGUCAACUAUCACUAUCCCAAAUACCACCAUCACUCUACCGGGAACAACACUUCCAGGGACAACUAUCACAACAACAAUCACCGAUCCUGCUACCACCGUCACUGUAUCGGGUGGUAGUAGCACUUUACCCGGCUCAACCCGUACCACAACUGUUACUAUCCCAGAUUCACAAACAACCCAAACAAUUCCAUCCGCUACUGCCACCGUUAGCAAGCCUCAAACCACAUCGACCCAGGGCUCUAGCAGUGCUACGACGGUAUCCGCCUCCGUAUGCUCCAGUCUUAUCAGCAACCCAUCCUACACACCUACCGCCCCGUUGCCAGAUGACUAUACCUGGGGCUGCGCACCUGGAUAUCUCUGCAAACCACGUCAUACGGGUAACCGCUCGGAAUGCAACAUUGAAGCAGGUCUUCCCGACCCUGGAUACAUCUGCGCCCCUUCAGACUGCAUUGUGGCCCCGCCUUUGGACGUCCAUCCAACUUGGCCGUACAAUGUCUCGAAUAUCUAUUACAACCUCAACCCGGAGGACUUCGGCCUCAAUUACUCUAUCUUUGAGUUCCCGGAAGACCAAGUUACAGCCAACAGUAAACGCGGCAUGUCCUCGUGGGAUUUCGCUAUCAACCAAAAGGUCAAAAGAAUCGACGUAACAAAACUUCCUCCGAUCUGUUAUAAUCAGUGCAGCGAUGCUGCGCAUGAGCCGCAAUUGAUUGGAAAGACCGAUGAGAUUUGCAAGAGUGAUUCAACAUUCAUGGAAAACUUGGGUGUUUGCAAAGAAUGCAUUACUAGCAACGCUGAUUCUGGCUCUGAUCAAUAUUCAUCAAGAAUGUUGCCGACAUUUGCACAGUGGCUGAAUUACUGCUCCGACAAGGUCACCUCCACGACAGCACAAAGUGCCACCAGCACCAAGAUGGAAACUACGGCGACAAGCACACAGACCACCACUACUACCAGCUCGGAGGCUUCGACAGCAGCCACAAUCACUAGUACUCGGCCUACCAGCACUGAAGCUAGCAGAACCGAUGCUACCACCACCGAUGCUACCACCACUGAGGCUAGCAGCAGCGAAUCUACUACCGCUGACGCCAGCAGCACUGAAGCUACCGGGACUGAAACAACGAGCGCCGAAGCUACGAGCACUGGAGAUGCGAUCACUGAGACAGCGAACACUCAGUCCAGUGAAGAAAGCACUGCUAUCACUGAGACCGAGGAAACAUCCAGCGCAGGCGCGACAACCCUACCAGUCACUCUCAUCACAACCACAGCUUCAGGCUCAAUUGUGACAACCUCAGUGUCUGCUUCACUUGUCACAACUUCUUUCUCUGGAUAUAUUGUCACGAUCUCAACAUCAGGCUCCUUCGUGACAAGCUCAGUACCUGGAUCGAUUGCGACAACAUCAGUAUCUGGCUCGCUCAUUACAACGUCACUGCCCGGUUCAAUCAAGACUAUGCCGAGCACUCAGGACACAGGGACUAGUGGUGAAACCACAUCUGACAAUGCUUCCAGUAGCUCAUCGGGUUCGGAUCGCGGAACUCAGACUGAUUCGGCAACUACCUCUACGUCUUCUCCGGCCUUCAAUGCGGCAGGAUCCUUAAAUAUCCCUCAUAUCGGCUCAAUUGGUCUGCUCUGGGCUAUUUUUGCACCACUCCUUUAG